AUGAAACCACAAUAUGUUCGAUUCGUCGUGUCGUCUAACAACAAUCUUCAACUUAAUUCUCCAUUACAAAGUUCAUCGAACUUCAAACCUGUGCACAAAGUGCUGCAGCAACAAAACACUAUUUCUUCAAUUCGAGUUCUUAACGGAAUUACACCAUCACCUACAGCCACCUUACCGACUCGUCUUAUUAUAACAAUGAAUCCUACAACAAUAAAUAAAUCAACAAUUAACACGGAAUCGAGUAUUAUUGAACCUCUUCCAGCACAAAAUACAUGCAAUACAAAUACAACUACAUCAACUAUAAAAUCAACAUCAUCAAAUUCAAAGCCGGAAAGUGAAUUAGUAUGUGUUGAAUCUACACAAUGUAGAACAAAAGAAACUAACAAGAAAAUCAAAGAAAGUCAAAAAGCACAACUCGUGGAUGUUGAAAAUAAUCCACCACUUGAUCUAAAUGCGACACAAGUAUCGCAACCGGUCAAUGAUUGUAUUACAACAUCAAAUGUUGAAGAAACAGCUGAUUCUAAUUUUAAUAUUGUAAAUCAAUCACCAAAUUCUUCUCGUAAUGAUUUUACCUUGAAGUCUGGAACUCCAACAAUUAAUAAUACUACGAAAAAAACCAAUAAACUUUAA
Molecule: messenger RNA, 630 nt
Organism: Rotaria sordida
Lineage: Eukaryota; Metazoa; Rotifera; Eurotatoria; Philodinida; Philodinidae
Source: the annotation of a GenBank genome assembly